This is a messenger RNA of Cuscuta campestris, 1743 nucleotides long. Lineage: Eukaryota; Viridiplantae; Streptophyta; Magnoliopsida; Solanales; Convolvulaceae. The record is from the annotation of a GenBank genome assembly.
CAAACAUCACACAUGACUACAUUUAGGCUUACACAUUGAGAGAAUUUGAUGAGUUUGCUUAGAUGAACAGUUCAAAAGUCAAAACUGGAACUUGGACGGCUGACAAGAAUAUGCGAGACAUUCCUUACCUUUGCCGAGCGGCUGAGACAUGUGAUCAAAUCAGUCCCGCCACCAGUCGACUGAGGAGCUGAUGGCGAGUGUAACCAGCGUUUCAUCUUCUCCCCUCUUCAAUAAUUCGUCUCUUCUCUUGUUCUCUCGUUCCAAUUCACUCUCACCCACCUUGCAAUUCAAGGGCGUUUGCCAUCGGGAAUUGGUCUUGCUCCGAUCGCGCUCCUCGUCGGAUAAAGAUAUUGACGUUGAAAAAGAAUCCAAGAUGGAGUUAUUGUCUCCUCCUACCAGUGAUUCGAGCAUUUCUUCAUACAAUUGGUGUGCAUUCCUAGGGGGGAUUGGGUUCUUGGAAACUUCUUACUUAACACACGCCAAGCUCUCUGGUUCUGAUGCCUUUUGCCAUGUUGUUGGUGGCAGCUGCAGCAACAUGCUUAACAGCAGCUACUCGCUUGUAUUCGGAGUUCCACUUCCAUUGAUGGGUAUGGUUGCAUAUGGAUUAGUUGCAGUACUUGGGCUGCAAUUAGGAAGAAAGUGGUUGCCACUUGGAAUUGAAGAAGCUAAUGCGCAAUUUCUUUUACUUGGCACGACGACUUCUAUGGCUGCUGCUAGUGCAUACUUUUUGUACAUCCUAAAUACGAAAUUCCCUGGGGAGUGGUGUUUAUAUUGUUUGACAUCUUCUGUAUUAUCCUUCAGUUUAUUGUAUGUCACUCUAAAGGGGUUGGGUAUCAAGGAAAUGAAAAAAGAAUUGGUUUUACAGCUAUCUGUAGUGCUAUUGGUGGUUGUUGCGUUACAUAGUUCCUAUAAUCAGCAUGCCCCUCAGCUCACAAGUUCUGAGGCAGCUGAGCUGCCAUACUUCACCACUGAGAUCACAACUCAUUCAAGUCCUUAUGCUAUAUCUUUAGCAAAACAUCUAAGUUCAGUUGGAGCAAGAAUGUAUGGAGCUUUCUGGUGUUUGCAUUGUCAAGACCAGAAACAGAUGUUUGGGAAAGAAGCAGCAGCUCUAUUGAACUAUGUAGAAUGCUUUCCUACUGGGAUGAAGAAAGGAACCACUAUGGCUUUGGAAUGCGAACUUGUUAAGAUUGAGGGGUUUCCAAUGUGGGUGAUUAAUGGACAGGUCCUAAAUGGAGAGCAGAAACUAUCUGACCUGGCUAAGGUGUCAGGAUUCCAAUAUGAUGAAUCAAGUUUAGCUAACUGACCUUGAUUGCUUGAACUAACCAAACCUUGAGAAUUGCUCUAUAUUCUUAUAGUAGCUGUGGGGAAGUGGAUUCCCGUCUAAAGUAUAGUACUCUUUGCAGGUUUGUUUUAAUCUACUCCGUACUUAGAAAGACAGCAAUAAUGACGGAUCAGAGAUAGAGUUUCGGUGUGGUGUUAUGGACUUGGUGCCAUUGUAGUAAAAAAUUGACAUGUCAGUUUUCUUUGGUGCCCUCAUGUAGAAACAAAAAAGAAUAUAUAGAAAGGUGCCUUGCAAAUUAUGAGUUUUGAGGACAAAACUGGUAGUGACAUGGAAUGUUAUGUAUAUUAGGCUUGGUGAAUAAAAUAAUAAGCAUGCCCAAUAUUAGUGAGAUACAACGGUAGACACAUGAGUAGGCCGAGAAGGCCUAUUAGCCUACAUAAUGCUCCGUAUUGAGGUUUUGU